AUGGAUGUCGUAGAAAUCGCAGCGGUUUGUGGUCGAUGCGAUUUUUAUAGUAGGGCGACGACAAAUAAGCAACUACCAUUUUGGAUUACUUUCAAUUUCAUUCUACUACGCGAUCAGCAGACUAUCGAUCACUACACCGUAGCCAACUUUACUACUACUGCCAAACAACAACUUGACUUGGUUCUAUACGACUCACUCCUCGGUUCAAAAACAACAAAACAACUAUCAGAGCUCGAGAGAGAGAGAUAUACAUCAUAUCAUUUAUAUAUAUCAACAAUGAAGAAAAAGGAUGAAUUAGAUUCACUUGGUGGAGGUGAUGACGGUGGCGAAAAGAGAAAGCGCCAUGCCAUCAGAUACACCGAGUCGGAUGUCAAUGCACUGAUUCAGUUGAUUCCCCUGCAUGACGGCAGCGCCGACGCCAUCCUGAAAAUCCCACCAUUUGACGACGGGCGUUACACCAAGCGUCAGCUGUACGACAAGAUCCGUUCACUUGAGCGCGAUGGCCGUGUACUAGACUCCAAACAUAUACAUCAAUCCAACAACAAUAACAACAACAAUAUAGAUGAUGGAUAUGAUGAAAAUUCCAAUUAUUCUUCCAAUGGAGCAGAUGAUCAUGAUGAUUUUGGCGGUGACCAGGACAUUGCCUUUGAUGAAAAGGAUGAUGACGAUAAACUUGACAACACCAAAUCAAUGAUUCAUUCGUCACAUGGCACACGUGCAUCGUCUAGGGCGGCAGUGGCCACUAUUGCGGCUGUUUUUGCCGGUGGAGACUCGACGAGCUCCUCUACAUACUCAUCCGACUCAUCCUCUCCCAUGUCGUCGCCCAUCAGGAACCACCACAACCACCAAGACGAAGAAAUUGUACAGUUACAAACCGCAACCCUCUCUAAAAAACUGGGUCGCAUAGCCAAAAAAGCGAGCAUCCAUCCAUCUCUAUUACAACUCCCACACCAUCAUUCCAACAACAACAACAAUCAACAACACAACCAACAACAGCCGUCACAAGCCUACGCACCCAUUCCAAAAUCACAUCAGACCACACCCAAGCAGCAAUCUCUUGGACCUAUUUCACCCCCAUUUUCAAGAAGCAAACUAUCAUCACCCAAUCCACAAUCACCAUCACAAUCAUACUCUUCUUCAUCCUCUUUGUUGUCUGCCAACUCCAUGUCAACCAAUUCAUUAUCAAGUGGUGGUGGUAGCAGUGGUGGCGGUCACCUACGUAAAAUACCGUCCAUGUCGUCAUCCAGCAAUCCAACUCCAUGCCUGCCAAAUAAUUCAAAUCAUCAUCAUAUAGGCCAAGUGACAUCACCUCAAAAUAUAAAUACUAACCAACACAUCAACCAAUUUCUCCAAUCGUCAUUACUGAGUCGACAAGGUUCCAUCAGUAAUUUACAACAACAAAUCUAUUCGAUUGGAAGCGGCCACCCCUUAGGAUCUCCAUUUUACAAAUUGGAAACUUCAAAAUAUUUAAUCAUCUCUAUGCCAAUAGGUCCAAAUGAAACUAUUAAACCAAUUAUUGAUAAUUCUGGAAAUAUUACUUUACAAAUUACAGCACCAAGUCCUUGGGGAUGGUUAAAAGAGCGCAAGCCUCUUGAUAUUAUAAAGGAGGAUGUUGUAAGAAUAGCAUUCUUCCCACACCCUGGAAAACCAUAUUCAACACCCUACCGUAUCCAAGAUAUCAUUGAUACAUAUAUUGGUUUUAUUUUCGAGGUCGGAGGUGAGGAAUUAACUGUCAAUCUUAGUGAUAUUAUGUAA
Cavenderia fasciculata is the source of this 1755-nucleotide messenger RNA. RefSeq lists its product as uncharacterized. Gene Ontology annotation, cellular component: nucleoplasm; nucleolus. The record is from RefSeq and is a predicted model, not a curated record. The transcript is spliced from 5 exons. Lineage: Eukaryota; Evosea; Eumycetozoa; Acytosteliales; Cavenderiaceae. Bases 1 to 1755 code for a protein of 584 amino acids.